This is a messenger RNA of Hibiscus syriacus, 1221 nucleotides long. Its product is annotated as rRNA 2'-O-methyltransferase fibrillarin 1-like. Gene Ontology annotation, cellular component: nucleolus; box C/D methylation guide snoRNP complex; small-subunit processome. Gene Ontology annotation, molecular function: RNA binding; rRNA methyltransferase activity; histone H2AQ104 methyltransferase activity. Gene Ontology annotation, biological process: box C/D sno(s)RNA 3'-end processing; rRNA methylation. The transcript has 7 exons. Lineage: Eukaryota; Viridiplantae; Streptophyta; Magnoliopsida; Malvales; Malvaceae. The record is from RefSeq and is a predicted model, not a curated record. Bases 105 to 1034 code for a protein of 309 amino acids.
AUAUAAUGCAUAAACCCUAGCCUCUACUCCUUUACCCUUGUCAUUUCAUUUGCUUCGCCUCCUUCCUUUCUCUUCACUAUCUUUACUAUCAAACUGUACCAGGGAUGAGACCUCCAAGAGGCCGUGGUGGCGGUGGUGGCGGGUUUAGGGGCAGAGGUGAUGGGGGUAGAGGGAGAGGAAGAGGCGGCGGCGGCGGCGGCGGUAGAGGUGGUGAUAGGGGUGGCAGUGGCAUGAAGUCCCGUGGAGGUGGCCGCGGUGGAGGAAGAGGACGCGGUGGAGGAAGAGGAGGGAUGAAAGGCGGCAGCAAGGUUGUGGUUGAGCCACAUAGACAUGAGGGAGUUUUUGUUGCCAAGGGGAAGGAAGAUGCUCUUGUUACUAAGAAUAUGGUCCCCGGCGAAGCUGUCUACAAUGAAAAGAGGAUUGCUGUUCAGAAUGAAGAUGGGAUGAAGGUCGAGUACAGGGUUUGGAAUCCUUUCCGAUCCAAGUUGGCAGCUGCGGUUCUUGGUGGUGUCGAUAACAUAUGGAUUAAACCUGGUGCUAAGGUUCUCUACCUUGGAGCUGCUUCUGGUACAACUGUUUCUCAUGUAUCUGAUGUCGUUGGUCCUAACGGAGUGGUUUAUGCUGUGGAAUUUUCUCAUAGAAGCGGUCGAGACCUGGUCAACAUGGCAAAGAAGCGAACAAAUGUUAUACCUAUUAUCGAAGAUGCCAGGCAUCCUGCUAAAUACAGGAUGCUAGUUGGCAUGGUCGAUGUGAUAUUUUCUGAUGUUGCCCAGCCUGAUCAGGCAAGGAUUCUGGCUUUGAAUGCAUCUUAUUUCCUGAAAGCCGGUGGUCAUUUUGUUAUUUCAAUCAAGGCGAACUGCAUUGACUCGACGGUUCCGGCCGAGGCAGUAUUCCAGAGCGAAGUCAAGAAAUUGCAACAGGAGCAGUUCAAGCCGUUCGAACAAGUCACUCUUGAACCUUUCGAGCGAGACCAUGCUUGUGUCGUUGGCGGCUAUCGCAUGCCUAAGAAACAGAAAUCUGCUGCUGCUGCUUAAUUUUUUUUUUCUGGGAUGGCUUUUGAAGCUUUUGUUUCAUGUCUUGUUAGAGAAGGGAUUUUUGAGAAAAUGUCUGUCUAAUUUAUUGCAACUUUUGCUGGUGUUUUGUUUUGUUCAAUUUAGGUUUUCAUUAGAUCUCAAAUGUCUGUGAUUUUGAAUGUUUAGACCUCUCAUUCUUCUUCUAGCA